Lasiodiplodia theobromae is the source of this 1545-nucleotide messenger RNA. Its product is annotated as MFS multidrug transporter. The record is from RefSeq and is a predicted model, not a curated record. The transcript is spliced from 6 exons. Gene Ontology annotation, biological process: transmembrane transport. Gene Ontology annotation, molecular function: transmembrane transporter activity. Bases 1 to 1545 code for a protein of 514 amino acids. Lineage: Eukaryota; Fungi; Ascomycota; Dothideomycetes; Botryosphaeriales; Botryosphaeriaceae.
AUGGAGACUGAAGUAGAGAAAGGUAUUGGCAAGGGCAUUGGCGGUGAAGGCAUAAGCAGGGCACCGAGCACAUCGGCCAGCGAGACGGUCAACGGGGAACAGCAAAACCGACAAGAGCAAGGUCAAUCGCAGGAUGAAGAUGCAAACCUGGUAUGGUGGGAUGGCGAUGAUGACCCUGAAAACCCCAUGAACUGGUCAACCAAGAAGAAAUGGUCGAAUCUGGGGCUGAUGUCUUGCGUCACCUUCAUCACCCCCCUUGCCUCGUCCAUGUUUGCUCCCGGUGUUCCCCAGGUCUUGAAGACGUUCCACACGACGAACAAUCUUGUAGCCACAUUUGUGGUGAGCGUGUACAUUCUAGGAUUUGCACUGGGCCCUCUCAUCAUCGCUCCCCUCAGCGAAAUGUACGGCCGCGUCCCCCUGUACUGGGCGGGUAACUGUGGAUUCCUGAUCUUCACUAUCGCCUGUGCCGUCUCCGAUAGCCUCGGCAUGCUGAUUGGUUUCCGUUUCCUGGCCGGCUGCUUUGGCGCAGUCUGCUUGAGCCUUGGAGCAGGCACGAUUGCCGAUGUCAUGCCGGUUGAGAAGCGCGGAGGAGCCAUGGCCAUCUUCUCAAUGGGACCCUUGCUGGGGCCUGUGAUUGGUCCUAUCUGCGGUGGAUUUUUGGUCGAGGCGAAGGGCUGGAGGUGGGUGUUCUGGCUCCUUGCCAUGUUGGGUGGAACGGUCACCGUCGCGUGCUUUAUCUUCCUCCGCGAGACGUACGCACCCACGCUCCUUAGGCACAAGGCGGCGCGUCUGCGCAAAGCUACCGGCAACGCGGCGCUCCGCAGCAAGCUGGACACGGGGGUGCCGCACCGGGCACUGCUUAUGCGGGCCAUCAUCCGGCCGACCAAGAUGCUCUUCCUCAGCCCCAUCGUGGGGCUGAUGUCGCUGUACGUCGCCGUGGCGUACGGCAUCCUGUACCUGCUCUUCACCACCUUCACCUUCGUCUUCGAGGGCCGGUACGGCUUCAGCUCGGGCACCGUCGGCCUGACCUACAUCGGCAUCGGCAUCGGCAUGAUCCUCGGGCUGGCCAUGGUCGGCAAGCUGUCGGACGCCACGCUGCGCAAGGUCAAGGCGUCGGGCGGCGCCAUGAAGCCCGAGCAUCGCCUGCCCUUCCUUCUGACCGGCCCGCCCGCCGCCUGCAUCCCCGCCGGCCUGCUCAUCUACGGCUGGACCACCGAGUACCACAAGCACUGGGCCAUCGCCCUGUUCGGCACCAUGCUGAUCGGUUUCGGCUUGCUCGCCUGCAUGAUGUGCGUGCAAACCUACCUCGUCGACGCCUACACGCAGUACGCUGCCUCGGCCAUGGCUGCCAACGCCGUGCUGCGCUCCGUCUUCGGCGCCGUCCUGCCGCUGGCCGGGCUCGACAUGUACAACGCCCUCGGCCUCGGCUGGGGCAAUACCCUGCUCGCUUUCCUCGCCCUGGCCCUGCUGCCCGUACCCAUCGUCUUCAGUCGGUACGGCGAACGCAUCCGCCAGAGCAAAUUCGGGCAGGUGAAGUUUGAUUGA